This is a messenger RNA of Ogataea angusta, 1107 nucleotides long. RefSeq lists its product as uncharacterized. The coding region runs from base 1 to 1107 and encodes 368 amino acids. Gene Ontology annotation, molecular function: NAD binding; glyoxylate reductase (NADPH) activity; hydroxypyruvate reductase [NAD(P)H] activity. Gene Ontology annotation, cellular component: cytosol. The record is from RefSeq and is a predicted model, not a curated record. NCBI's taxonomy places the organism in Eukaryota, Fungi, Ascomycota, Pichiomycetes, Pichiales, Pichiaceae. The transcript has a single exon.
AUGAUGACUGAAAUGCGUGGUACGAAGCCCCGGGUCGUUUUCUUCGGGGGGCUGAAUGAGAAUUUACCAGAAUUCAAACAAUUUACGAAGACAUUUGACGUCGUAUUCUAUGAGCUGGUUUCUAGAGAGCAGUUUGUGUCUGAUCUGAAUACUAAACUACAAAAUGUCGUGGCAAUUUACGGUGCAUGGGCUCCAUUCGGCAAGAUUGGAAAUCUGGACAAAGAGCUGGUGGUCAAGCUGCCGUCGUCGUUGAAACUGAUUACUGUUUGUUCUGCAGGGUAUGGUGGAAUAGACCUGGAGGCCUUGCGUGUGAGGGGAAUCAAAUUUUGCAAUUCACCAACCUUUGGUGCUUCUGCAGUGGCAGAGACUGUUUUAUACCAUGUCUUGAAUGGGUUUCGAAAGUUCGGCUUGUUUGAAGCGACUCUUCGCCAGAAUCCGCAUACAAUUGAGGCUCGCUCACUACUGGGAAAUGUAAAAACUUUUGAUGCUGACCGUGGGGUGUUUGUCUUUGACCACAGCAAUAAGACAAAGUACUGUUUUGGACAUCAUGUGGGAACCAUUGAUGUCCAUUCGCCCGUGGGGAAAACUGCUACCGUCAUAGGUUUUGGAGCUAUCGGUAAAGAAGUGGGGGCGAGGCUCUCCAGUCUAGGUAUGAACAUCAUCUAUAUCAAACGAAACAGGCUUUCUCCAGAGGAGGAGGGUCAGCUGGGUUACAGAGUUCGCUACGCCGCCAGGAUUCAUGAUGUGGCAGCUGAAUCAGACUGUAUAGUUCUUUGUCUUCCUGCCACUCCGCAAUCGAUCAAUAUGAUCAAUAGAGAUGUCAUUCAAUUGAUGAAGAAAGGCGUGGUUCUGGUUAAUGUUGGUCGUGGGUCCCUCAUCAACGACAAAGAUAUGAUACAGGGAUUGAAAGACGGGAGGAUAGGAUUUGUGGGUCUGGACGUGUUCCCCGAAGAGCCGCUAGUUCACCAUUGUGAAAGACAAGAUAUGUCCUUGACUCCUCAUGUGGGAUCGGCAACAAGUGAGAAUUUUGAUCAGACAGCCAUUUUCUGUUUGAAAAACAUUACACAGUACUUCCUCCACGGUAAAAUAGAAAAUCUGCAAAACUAA